This is a messenger RNA of Colletotrichum higginsianum IMI 349063, 1578 nucleotides long. Its product is annotated as Glycosyltransferase family 31. The record is from RefSeq and is a predicted model, not a curated record. Gene Ontology annotation, cellular component: membrane. Lineage: Eukaryota; Fungi; Ascomycota; Sordariomycetes; Glomerellales; Glomerellaceae. The transcript has 2 exons. Bases 1 to 1578 code for a protein of 525 amino acids. Gene Ontology annotation, molecular function: glycosyltransferase activity.
AUGGGAUUGAAGCAAAGACGGUAUGCCGUUUGUUUAAAUCCUUUAGUUUCCGCCAACAUGUUAUCCCGCCGCGCCCUUACUGUACUCGCCCUCGUCUCCGUCACUGCCGUCAUCUUCCUCAUCUCCUCGAGGAGACUCGGCGGUGACUGGGCCAUCGAGGGCCCCAACUACCACCCUUUCAAGGCCCACGGCCCGCCCCCUCCUCCGGGGAGCUCUCCCAGCGCCGGCCCUGCUGGCAGCGGGCGCCCUCAUCCGCCGCCGCCGACAAGCCACCAAGAUGACGGCCUCGCCCAGCACAACGUGUCGAACCAAGAUAUCCCCUAUCGUCCCCACGACCCCAUCUGCGACACCUUCCCCGACACGAGCAACAUCCUCGUUAUCAUGAAGACGGGCGCCACCGAAUCCUUCGACAAGGUGCCCACCCAGCUCAUGACUAUGCUCAAGUGCCUGCCCGAGUACUUCAUCUUCUCCGACCUCGACCAGACCAUCGCAAACUACCACAUCCGCGACAGCCUCGACGCCGUCCUUCCCGAGGCCAUGGAAGGAAACAAGGACUUUGACCUCUACCUUCGCCAAAAGGCAUGCCAGGCCGAUCAGCAGAGCUGCAACAAGCUGGCCGAGAGCAAGGAUGAGGGCUGGAAUCUCGACAAGUACAAGAACGUCCACAUCGCCGAGAAGACAUAUCGCAUGCGUCCCAACUAUGACUGGUACAUCUACAUUGAUGCCGAUACCUACGUUCUCUGGCCUACACUCGUCCAGUGGCUCAAGAACCUUAACCCCAAGAACAAGCACUACCUCGGCAGUGUCACCAUGAUCCGCAACUUCGUCUUCGGUCACGGCGGCAGUGGCUACAUCGUCUCGCAGGCCGCCAUGCAUGACAUGAUUGCCAAUCACCAGAACGUCGGCAACCAGUGGGACGUCCGCGCGAGCAAGGAGUGCUGCGGAGACUAUAUCUUUGCGCUGGCCAUGAAGGACAACGCUGACGUAAACGUUCACAAUGUGUGGCCGACAAUCAACGGCGAGAAACCCUUUACCCUUCCCUACGGCCCAACGCACUGGUGUCAUCCCAUUGUCACGAUGCAUCACAUGAAUGCUGAAGAGAUCUCGACAUUCUGGGAAUACGAACACAAGCGCUACGCCGACCCCAAUCUGCCACAGCCGCCUCCCGUUAUGCGCAUCAAGGACAUCUACAACGAGUUCUUCAAGCCGCGCAUGCAGCCCGAACGCGCCGACUGGGACAACCUUGCCGACGACCGAUUCUAUCUCGACGAAUCUGCCAACAAGCACGAAGACUGGCAACUUGGCCGCACCAAGACAGAAGACCUCACCGCCGAGGAGAAGGUCGCCCACCUCUCCUUCGGCCAAUGUCGCACGGCUUGCGAGGCUGACAGUGGCUGCUUCUCAUUCCAGUACAAGGACGGCCUCUGUAGCUUCGCUUGGUCGUGGAAACUCGGUCAUCCCGUCAAACGCCCAUCCAAGGAUGAGAAGCGCGUCAUGUCGGGCUGGGCCGUCAAAAAGAUCAAUGCCUGGAUCGAGAAGCAGGGCGAGUGCGGCCCCGUUAAGUGGCCCGAUGUUUGA